Messenger RNA from Thermothielavioides terrestris NRRL 8126, 1038 nucleotides. RefSeq lists its product as uncharacterized. The coding region runs from base 1 to 1038 and encodes 345 amino acids. The record is from RefSeq and is a predicted model, not a curated record. The transcript is spliced from 3 exons. NCBI's taxonomy places the organism in Eukaryota, Fungi, Ascomycota, Sordariomycetes, Sordariales, Chaetomiaceae.
AUGCAGACUAUCAAAGACACGCUCGCCGAGAACCUCGGCGGACCGGCCACCCUGCUCGGGUCGCACCAGUUCAAGCUGGACGACUGCCCGGACCUCUCGGGAAAAGUGGCUGUCGUGACCGGAGGAAGCGAAGGGAUCGGCUUCGGGGUGACGUACACGCUUCUCAAGCACAACAUCGCCAAGCUCUUCAUCCUCUCCAAGUCGAAGGAGGUCGUUGACGGCGCAAAGGAUGCCAUGGCCAAGGAGCUCGGCCAAGACAAAGCCGACCGCACGGUCUGGAUGGAGUGCGACCUCAGCGAUUGGGUACGGGUCAAGGAUGUCGCCGAGGCGAUCAAGCGCGAGGCCAGCCGACUCGAUAUCCUCGUCAACAACGCCGGGCGGGGCAUCAUGCCGGCGGAGUUCACGCCGCUCGGCGUGGACCGGCACAUGGCCGUCAACCACAUAGGCCACGUGGUGCUGACGAGCCACCUGCUGCCGCUCAUGAAGCGCACGGCCGAGCAGGGCCACACGGUGCGCAUCAGCAACCAGGCCAGCAACGUGCACUACCAGGCGCCGGCGGAGACGCGGUUCGCCAGCCUCGAGGAGAUCAACACCGAUGUAGGGCCCAACGGGCAGUACGGGCGGAGCAAGCUGGCGGCGAUUCUGUACGCGCGGUAUUUCGACCGCAAUGUGACCAAGAAGGGGCAUCCGAACGUGCUGAUGAACGCGACGCACCCGGGGCUGGUGAGCACCAAGCAGAGCCGGACGUCCAUCUUCGAGGCCUUCCCGCUUGGAGGCUACGCCAUGUCUCAUGGCAUCGAGCCGUUCAAAAAAGACCAGUUCGAGGGAGCGGUCCCCACCAUCUACGCGGUGACCACGACCAAGGAGUCGGGCCAGUACAUUUGCGCGCCGGCCAUUCCCGAGGCGGGCAGCGACUUGUCGCAGAGCGAGGAGCUGGCCGACAAUCUGAUGGAGCUCACCAGGAAUGUUGUCAGGGAGAAAACGCGCAGCGAGUCGGCGGACAAGGGGUGUCCGUUUGACGACCUUGUGCUGCACUGA